Messenger RNA from Morus notabilis, 5606 nucleotides. RefSeq names its product brefeldin A-inhibited guanine nucleotide-exchange protein 1. The transcript has 11 exons. Gene Ontology annotation, molecular function: guanyl-nucleotide exchange factor activity. The record is from RefSeq and is a predicted model, not a curated record. Lineage: Eukaryota; Viridiplantae; Streptophyta; Magnoliopsida; Rosales; Moraceae. Bases 281 to 5419 code for a protein of 1712 amino acids. Gene Ontology annotation, biological process: regulation of ARF protein signal transduction. Gene Ontology annotation, cellular component: trans-Golgi network.
UAAAAAAAAUAAAGAAGAAAAAAUAAAACAAAAAUGCAAAGACACGCGCGCGCAGACUAAUACUCUCCCGCUAACCUUUCUAUUAGAAUUUCCGAUUACGCAAUUGUUGGCACAGCGACAACACACAAACCCGACCGGAUUUCGUCGUCUCACUUCAUUCACCGGAUUUCACUUUUUUCUCAAUUGUGAUGAUUGCACAACCAACCAGUGAAACGACGCCGUCAGAUCUGUGAAUGCAUCUACCUCUGGCAUUCUCCGAUCCCGAGAAAGUCCCCCAACAAUGUCGGCCUCGCAAACCCUAGGCGGGCCUUCCCGGUGCGGCCGGGUCCUCGGCCCCUCCCUCGACAAGAUCAUCAAGAACGCCGCAUGGCGUAAGCAUUCCAAUCUCGUCUCCACCUGCAAAUCGGUCCUCGACAAGCUCGACUCCAUCUCCAAUUCUUCUUCCUCCGAUCUCAGCUCGCCUCUCUUCGGGCUCUCCCUCUCCGAUGCGGAGCUCGUUCUCCAGCCGCUGUUUCUCGCCCUAGACUCUGGCUACGCCAAGGUCGCGGAGCCGGCUCUGGAAUGCGCCUUUAAACUCUUCUCCCUCGGCCUCGUCCGCGGCGAGAUCGACAGCGCCGAUCCCCAGAGCGUCGCGUUCAGGAUUGUCGACGCCGUCUGCAAGUCCUGUGGGCUCGGCGAGGAGGCGAUCGAGCUUGCCGUCCUCCGCGCGCUGCUCUCCGCCGUUAGAUCGCCGUCCGUGCUGAUCCGCGGCGAUUGUUUGGUGAACAUGGUGAGGACUUGCUACAACGUCUAUCUCGGUGGACUCAGCGGUACCAAUCAGAUCUGCGCGAAGUCGGUUCUCGCGCAGAUUAUGGUCAUUGUUUUCACCAGGGUCGAGGAGGACUCCAUGGGCGUUGCUAUUAAGAGGGUUUCGGUCAACGAAUUGCUUGAAUUGACGGAUAAGAGCUUGAACGAAGGGAGUUCUAUCCAAUUCUGCCAGAAUUUCAUCAAUGAGGUUAUGGAUGCGAGUGAAGGGGCUCCGGCUGUCAACCAUUCGCAAAAAUUGCAGAACGGCGACGCUUCCGAGUCCAAACCGGAUGGAAAAGAGGGCGAAUCCGGGGACGGAGAAGCAAUUGAGGGAGCUGAAUCAGGUGGAGGUGGUAGUAAGAUUAGGGAGGACGGGUAUCUGCUCUUCAAGAACUUGUGUAAGUUGUCCAUGAAAUUCUCAUCACCGGACAACCCGGACGAUCAGAUUCUCUUGAGGGGGAAAAUCUUGUCCUUGGAGCUGCUUAAGGUGGUCAUGGACAAUGGGGGACCUAUGUGGCGAUCCAAUGAUAGGUUCCUAAACGCUAUCAAGCAGUUGUUGUGUUUAUCAUUAUUAAAGAACAGUGCAUUGUCAGUAAUGGCUAUUUUCCAGCUUCAGUGUUCUAUCUUCAUAAACUUCUUAUCAAAAUUCAGAUCGGGGUUAAAAGCAGAAAUUGGUAUUUUCUUCCCAAUGCUUGUCCUCCGGGUGCUUGAGAAUGUUCUUCAGCCUAGUUUCCUGCAGAAAAUGACCGUCCUCAACUUACUGGAGAAAAUAUCUCAGGAUUCACAGAUUAUGAUCGACAUUUUUGUCAACUAUGACUGCGACGUCGAUUCUCCAAACAUCUUUGAAAGGAUCGUCAAUGGCCUUUUGAAAACUGCUCUAGGACCCCCAUCUGGUUCGACCACAACCUUGUCUCCUGCGCAGGAUAUUACCUUUCGACAUGAAUCAGUUAAGUGCUUGGUAUCUAUUGUUAAAUCAAUGGGAGCUUGGAUGGACCAACAAUUGAGACUAGGAGACUCAUAUCUGCCAAGGAGCUACGAGACUGAGGCUUCAGUAGAGAAUCAUUUGACGCAAAAUGGUGAAGAAGGAACUGUUACUGAUUAUGAAUUACAUCCAGAAGCAAAUUCUGAGGUUUCGGAUGCUACUACCCUUGAGCAGCGUCGAGCUUAUAAAAUCGAAAUGCAGAAAGGUAUCUCGUUAUUUAAUAGGAAACCUUCAAAGGGCAUUGAGUUUCUGAUAAGCGUAAAAAAAAUUGGUGGUUCUGCAGAAGAUGUGGCCGUGUUCCUGAAAAACACUAAUGGCUUGAAUGAGUCAAUGAUUGGUGACUAUUUGGGUGAUAGGGAGGAAUUUCCUCUAAAAGUCAUGCAUGCUUAUGUGGAUUCCUUUAAUUUUAAAGGGAUGGAUUUUGGUGAAGCAAUAAGGCUUUUCCUGCGAGGCUUCAGGUUGCCCGGAGAGGCACAAAAGAUUGACCGCAUCAUGGAGAAGUUUGCUGAGCGCUAUUGCAAAUGCAAUCCAAAUUCCUUCACCAGUGCGGAUACAGCUUAUGUUCUUGCUUACUCUGUAAUUUUGCUCAACACAGAUGCCCAUAAUAACAUGGUGAAAGACAAGAUGACAAAGGCUGACUUUAUUCGAAACAACCGAGGAAUUGAUGAUGGCAAGGACUUACCUGAAGAGUAUCUUGGUUCUCUUUACAAUCAAAUUGUUAAAAAUGAAAUUAAGAUGAAGUCGGACUCUUCUGAACCACCAAGCAAGCAGGCAAAUAGCUUUAAUAAAUUACUGGGCUUGGAUGGUAUCCUCAAUCUAGUAACUUGGAAGCAGACUGAAGAAAAGGCAUUGGGUGCAAAUGGGCUUCUUAUAAAGCACAUCCAGGAGCAAUUCAAAGCAAAGUCAGGAAAAUCAGAGUCUGUAUAUCAUGCUGUUACAGAUGUUGCUAUAUUAAGGUUUAUGGCGGAGGUUUGCUGGGGUCCUAUGCUGGCUGCAUUCAGUGUCACUCUCGACCAAAGUGAUGAUAGACUUGCCACUUCUCACUGCUUGUUGGGAUUUCGAUAUGCUGUUCAUGUUACUGCAGUAAUGGGUAUGCAGACGCAGCGAGAUGCUUUUGUCACAUCAAUGGCCAAGUUUACUUAUCUCCAUUGUGCGGCAGAUAUGAAGCAAAAAAAUGUUGAUGCUGUGAAGGCAAUAAUCUCAAUUGCCAUUGAAGAUGGUAAUUUUCUUCAGGAAGCAUGGGAGCACAUUCUAACAUGUCUUUCCCGAAUUGAACAUCUGCAACUGCUGGGAGAGGGCGCGCCAACUGAUGCAUCCAUUUUGACAGGAACGAAUGUGGAAACAGAGGAAAAAAUAUCAAAAUCAAUGGGUUUUCCUGCUCUAAAGAAGAAAGGGACUCUCCAGAACCCAGCUAUGGUGGCUGUGGUUCGUGGGGGAUCAUAUGAUAGCACCAGUACUGGAGGCAAUACUCCUGGAUUGGUAACACCAGAGCAGAUCAAUAAUUUUAUCUCAAACUUGAAUCUGCUGGAUCAAAUUGGCAACUUUGAGUUGAAUCACGUUUUUGCCCAUAGCCAAAGGUUGAAUAGUGAAGCAAUAGUGGCUUUUGUUAAAGCUUUAUGCAAAGUGGCAAUUUCAGAAUUGCAGUCUCCAACAGAUCCUCGUGUAUUUAGUCUUACAAAAAUAGUUGAAAUAGCGCAUUAUAAUAUGAACCGCAUCAGAUUAGUCUGGUCUCGCAUAUGGAAUGUUCUCUCUGACUUCUUUGUUUCAGUUGGGUUGUCAGAAAAUCUCUCAGUUGCAAUAUUUGUGAUGGAUUCAUUGCGUCAGCUGGCCAUGAAAUUCUUGGAACGUGAGGAGCUGGCAAAUUACAACUUCCAGAAUGAAUUUCUGAGACCAUUUGUGAUUGUUAUGCAAAAAAGCAGCUCUGGGGAGAUCAGGGAGUUGAUAAUUCGUUGCAUUUCACAAAUGGUCCUUAGUCGAGUCAGUAAUGUGAAAUCUGGCUGGAAAAGUGUUUUUAUGAUUUUCACAGCCGCUGCUGCUGAUGAGCGAAAAAAUAUUGUUUUAUUGGCCUUUGAAACGAUGGAGAAAAUAGUACGAGAAUAUUUCCCAUAUAUAACUGAGACAGAGAUAUUGACUUUUACCGAUUGCGUUAAAUGUCUCAUAACCUUCACAACCAGCAGAUUUAACAGUGAUGUUAGCCUCAAUGCUAUUGCAUUUCUCCGGUUCUGCGCAGUCAAACUUGCAGAAGGGGGACUUGUUAGCAACAAUAAGAGUGUGGUCGAUGAUUCCAUUCCAGAAGUAAACAAGGCUGUUGACACUUCCAGUGAUAAAGAUGAUAGCAUGUCCUUUUGGGUUCCUUUGCUGACAGGUUUGUCAAAGCUCGCAUCUGAUCCUAGAUCAGCUAUCAGGAAGAGUUCUUUGGAAGUUCUUUUCAACAUUUUAAAGGAUCACGGCCAUCUCUUCUCAUGCCAAUUUUGGAGUGAUGUUUUCACUUCUGUUGUUUUUCCCAUAUUCGAUUCUGUAUCUGACAAGAGAGAUACAAGGAGAGAUGGCCAAAAUUCACCCACUUCGAGAUCGUCAAAUGCAGAAGGCAGUGCAUGGGAUUCUGAAACUUUUGCAGUUGCAGCUGAAUGUCUUAUAGAUCUGAUUGUCAGUUUCUUUGAUGUACUGAGGUCUCAACUGCCUGGUGUUGUGUCCAUACUUACAGGCUUCAUAAGAAGUCCUGUUCAGGGUCUGGCUAGCACUGGGUAUGCUGCAUUGGUUCGUUUAGUUGAUGAUUUAGGCAGCAGGCUUUCAGAAAAUGAAUGGAGGCAGAUUUUUCUAGCUUUGAAGGAGGCAACCACGUCUGCAACGCCUGGAGUUAGGAAGGUCUUGAAAAGUAUGGAUAACAUCGAUGUGCCAGGCAUUUCACAAUCAUAUAAUGACAUGGACAUGUCUGACCAUGAGUUGACAAAUGAUGAUUUUGAGGAUGAUAAUCUGCAAACGGCAGCAUAUAUAGUUUCAAGAUUGAAGAGUCAUAUUUCUAUGCAGCUUCUCAUUAUACAGGUCACUACUGAUUUGCUAAAAAUGCACCUACAAUCCCUAUCAGUGGCGAACACGUCUAUCAUUCUGGAAUUAUUUUCCUCUAUUGCCUCACAUGCGCAUGAAUUGAAUUCUGAGACAUUGUUGCAAAAGAAACUGCAGAAAGCUUGCUCUAUACUGGGGCUCACCCCACCACCCAUGGUUCAUUUCGAGAAUGAAUCACAUCAGAACUACCUCAACUUCCUCCAAAACAUACUUGCCAAUAAUCCCUCGCUGUGCAAGGAGAUCAAUGUUGAAGCAGAACUCAUCACAGCUUGCAUAAAAAUAUUGCAAAUUUACGUUAGUUGCACUGGGUCCAUUUCUGCACAGCAGAGACUAGUUGAUCAACCGGUUCCUCACUGGAUUCUUCCUCUGGGUUCAGCAAAGAAGGAAGAAUUGGCAACCAGGACUUCUUUGGUUGUCUCUGCAUUGCGGGUAUUGAGUGGUUUAGAAAAUGAUUCAUUUAAGAGGUACGUCUCCCAAAUCUUUCCUUUAUUGGUAGAUCUCGUGCGCAGUGAACACAGUUCCGGGGAAGUUCAGCGUGUUCUAAGCUACUUGUUCCAAUCUUGUAUAGGCCCUAUAGUUAUGGAAUGAUUCUAUUAUUUUGUGAUAUACACAGUUGCCAUCAUCAUUAGGUAUCUCUGUUUUCUGAUCUUUUCUUCACCAGCUGGGCUGGUCCACGAGCCUGAAGCUCAAAGUGAUAGUUUUAUUUUUGUUGAAUAUACCAAGUUCAUUCUGGAUUUUGUAACAUUUUAAAGAAAUGUAUGAGCCAAUUUUCUAA